AUACAGCCUGUUGCACCCUGCCGUAUCCCAAUCUGCUACUUUUAUCCUUCUUUUCACUCUUCUCUUCCUUCUGCUUCCUCUUCUUCAAUGGCUACUGAUCUUUCUCUUUCAUUUGCUUUCUUGUAUGAAUUUUCCCAUUCGAUUUUCUGAUCUUCAAAAAUCCUACUGGUGUAGACUCAGAGAGUGAGAGAGAGAGAGAGAGAGAAAGAGAGAGAUCGAAAACACCCAUUUAUUUAUUUUUUCCCAUUGACCCUCUCUUGCUUUAACCAAAACCCAUGGAUCCGUGCCCUUUUGUGCGGAUCCUCAUUGGAGACUUGGCCCUCAAGUUUCCAAUCGCUUCCAAACCCUCAUUCUCCGGCAUACACCCGUCGUCUUCUCCAUGUUUCUGUAAGAUAAAGCUCAAGAACUUUCCGGCACAGUUAGCGACUAUACCUCUGAUCCCAAUAGAUAGCAGGAGUGGUACUAGUACGGAUACAAGCUCUCAUACCCUCGCCGCUUGUUUCAAUUUGAACAAGACCCAUAUUGAAAAGCUCGCCGGGAAACAAACCUGUUUGAAGAUUUCGGUUUUCACGGGUCGGAGAGGGACGACUUGCGGGUUCAACGCUGCGAGGUUGCUUGGGAGGGUUAUGGUUCCGUUGGAUCUGAGUUCGGCGGAGACUAGGCCGGCUUUUGUUUUUCAGAAUGGAUGGGUUGGUAUCGGAGAGAACAAGAAGGGUUCGUCGGCACAGUUACAUUUGAAUGUUCGUGCUGAGCCCGAUCCUAGAUUCGUAUUCCAGUUUGAUGGGGAACCUGAGUGUAGUCCACAGGUUUUUCAGGUUCAAGGGAAUGUUAAACAGCCGGUUUUCACUUGCAAGUUUGGUUUCAGAAACAACAGCGAUCUGAAAUCCAGGUCAAUGUCCGAGCCGAGCACUCCAAGAAAUUGGAUACCUUCACUGCGAACCCAGAAGGACCACUGCACAAAAGAGCGAAAGGGAUGGUCCAUAACCAUUCAUGACCUCUCCGGCUCACCUGUAGCCGUCGCAUCAAUGGUGACUCCCUUCGUCGCCUCCCCAGGCUCACAUCUCGUCAGCCGGUCGAACCCAGGGGCUUGGCUCAUUCUCCGACCGGGCGAAGGCACAUGGAAGCCAUGGGGUCGCCUCGAGGCGUGGCGAGAGCGCGGCGGCUCCGACUCAGUCGGCUACAAAUUCGAGCUGCUGAGUGAUACGGCGGCUUCGACCACCCUAGCUAACUCCGUCGUCAGCGCCACCAGCGGCGGGAAGUUCGUCAUCGACGUGACGAGCAAUGUGUCUCCGGUGAACAGCCCGCACAGCAGCUGCGACUUCGGAGGCGGGAUGGGCUCGGUGAGCGGGUCGAGGUCCGGAUCAGGAUCCGGGUCGGAUUUCGGGUUCGGAAUCCCGGCCCAUUAUUCGUACAGAGGGUUUGUGAUGUCGUCGACGGUGGAAGGGGUUGGGAAAUGCAGUAAGCCGGAGGUGGAGGUGGGUGUGCAGCACGUGACGUGCGCAGAAGACGCUGCCGCUUUCGUGGCUUUGGCGGCAGCCAUGGAUCUGAGCAUGGAUGCUUGCAGGUUGUUUUCUCAGAAGCUACCCAAGGAAUUGAGGCAGUGGUAGAGGAGGGUUGUCGUUUGGUGUGGUUGCUUUGUCGUUUUGGAAAUUGGAUUCUUUUUUUUUUUUUUUUUUUUCUUUUUGCUGAUAAUUACUGACAGCAAAUUUUUAGCUGCAUUUUUUUUUAUUAUUUUUUUGAGAGAGGUGACACUGUACAGUGAGGAAUGACUAAGCAGGGAAUUUGUUUUUAUUAAUUCGAUAUUUCUUGUGAUUUGUGUA
Molecule: messenger RNA, 1820 nt
Organism: Ziziphus jujuba (common jujube)
Lineage: Eukaryota; Viridiplantae; Streptophyta; Magnoliopsida; Rosales; Rhamnaceae
Exons: 2
Coding region: 276-1607 (443 amino acids)
Source: RefSeq, a predicted model, not a curated record